CAGCUGUUUGUUGUGGAAGCCGAAAACGUUUACAAUUUUCAUAUUAGCGGAAAACAAUGGUAAAUGAUAAGAAACGUCGCUCGCGUUCGAGGGAGCGUACGGUGCGCGAUCGUCCUGCAGCUGGGGGUGCCCGGGAACGGGACUGGGACAGGGACCGCGCCAGGGAGCGCCAAUACGAACGGGAGAGGGAGAAGGACAGACGCCAGCGGCGUUCGCGUUCCCGGGAGGACCGCGGCAGGCGCCGCUCCCCCGAUCGCCCUAGGCCCAGGGAUAAUGUGAGGGAGCGCUCCAGAGAAAGAGGGUCAGGAGGCGGAGGCUUCCAGGAUAAAAAAGCCAAGUUGGACAUAACCGACUCAUCGUCGAAGCCCUUAAUCGUAAGCGAUGAUGAUAUGAACGAUGAAAAACAGGACCUGAAGCUGAAAAAGGAGCCCCUUUCCUUGGAGGAACUUCUGGACAAAAAGAAAAAAGAGGAGCAGGCCCGGAGCAAGCCAGUUUUCCUCACCAAAGAGCAGAGGGCUCAGGAGGCGCUCAAGCGGCGUCAGGAGGAGGUGGAGCGGCUGAGGGCUGUCCAGGAGGCAGCCCGCGAACAGAUGGCCAACGCCAACAAGGUGAGCAUCUCCAUGGGCACGGCUAUGGCCUCCGGAGCCCCGCCGCCGGCCGUAGCAGCUCCUCCGCCCAAGCCAGACCGCAGAGAGAGGGGCAGGGAUCGUGGCGACAGAGGCGACAGGGGCGAUAGAGGGGGAGACGAAAAGCGCACCGAAGAACUGACCCACAAGGAUAAAGAGAAGGAACUGGAAGCCAUUCGGGAACGAUACCUGGGAAUCAUAAAGAAGAAGAGGCGCGUUCGCCGCCUCAACGACCGCAAAUUCGUUUUUGACUGGGAUGCCGGCGAAGACACGUCCAUCGACUACAACAAUCUGUACAAGGAGCGUCACCACGUCCAGUUCUUCGGCAGGGGAAAUGUGGCAGGCAUCGAUAUCAAGGAGCAAAAGCGCACUCAGAGCAAGUUUUAUGGAGAUCUUCUCGAGAAGAGGCGGACAGAGGCCGAGAAGGAGCAGGAGAAGGUGCGCUUGAAGAAGAUGAAGCGCAAGGAGGACAAACAGAAGUGGGAUGAUCGUCACUGGUCCGAAAAGGACAACGACGAAAUGACCGAGCGAGAUUGGCGUAUCUUCCGGGAGGACUACAAUAUCACCAUCAAGGGCGGCAAGAUCCCCAAUCCGAUCCGGAGCUGGAGCGAAUCUGGUUUCCCCAGGGAGAUCAUCGACAUCAUUGACAAGGUCGGCUACAAGGAACCCACACCCAUUCAGAGGCAGGCUAUUCCCAUUGGUCUGCAGAAUAGAGACAUCAUCGGCGUGGCUGAGACGGGAUCCGGUAAAACACUGGCCUUCCUCAUCCCUCUUCUGUCCUGGAUCCAAUCGCUGCCGAAGAUCGAGCGUCUGGAGGAUGUGGAUCAGGGUCCAUAUGCCAUAAUUAUGGCACCCACUCGUGAGCUGGCGCAGCAAAUCGAGGAGGAGACAACCAAGUUUGGGCAACCCCUGGGCAUCCGCACUGUGGUGGUCGUGGGAGGUCUCUCUCGCGAGGAGCAGGGCUUCCGCCUCCGCUUGGGCUGCGAAAUAGUCAUCGCCACGCCGGGUCGUCUCAUUGAUGUGCUGGAAAAUCGGUAUCUCGUGCUGAACCAGUGCACGUACAUCGUCCUCGACGAAGCUGAUCGCAUGAUAGACAUGGGCUUCGAGCCGGACGUUCAGAAAAUCCUGGAGUACAUGCCUGUCUCCAACCUCAAGCCCGACACUGAGGAGGCCGAGGACGAGAACAAGCUGAUGGAGAACUUCUACACCAAGAAGAAGUACCGCCAAACGGUGAUGUUCACGGCUACUAUGCCUCCGGCUGUGGAGAGACUGGCGCGAUCCUAUCUGCGGCGACCGGCCACGGUCUACAUCGGAUCCGUGGGCAAGCCGACGGAACGCACGGAACAGAUCGUGUACAUGAUGGGCGAGAACGACAAGCGCAAGAAGCUCAUGGAGAUCCUCUCGCGCUCCAUCGAUCCACCGGUUAUUAUUUUCGUCAACCAGAAAAAGGGUGCCGACGUCCUGGCCAAGGGAUUGGAGAAACUGGGCUACAACUCCUGUACGUUGCACGGUGGCAAGGGCCAGGAGCAGCGUGAAUACGCUUUGGCCGCGCUCAAGUCCGGCGCAAAGGACAUUCUGGUGGCCACCGAUGUUGCCGGUCGUGGUAUCGACAUCAAGGACGUCUCCCUGGUCAUCAACUACGACAUGGCCAAGUCCAUCGAGGACUACACGCAUCGUAUCGGUCGUACGGGUCGUGCUGGCAAGAACGGUGUGGCCAUAUCCUUCGUCACCAAGGACGACAGCGCCCUGUUCUACGACCUGAAGCAGUGCGUCACAGCCAGUCCGGUGUCGGUGUGCCCGCCAGAGCUCAUGAAUCACCCCGAGGCGCAGCAUAAGCCGGGCACUGUGGUCACCAAGAAGCGCAGGGAAGAGAAGAUAUUCGCCUAGAAGGUUGGCCGUCAAACAUUAACAAAUGAAUUUAGGCUUAAGAUAAAGUAAAAUAAAGUUGGAUCGGCACUAGGCAUCCAAAUUAUCCUUUUGAAAAGAA
Messenger RNA from Drosophila bipectinata, 2613 nucleotides. Its product is annotated as probable ATP-dependent RNA helicase DDX23. NCBI's taxonomy places the organism in Eukaryota, Metazoa, Arthropoda, Insecta, Diptera, Drosophilidae. Gene Ontology annotation, cellular component: catalytic step 2 spliceosome. Gene Ontology annotation, molecular function: RNA binding; RNA helicase activity; ATP binding. Gene Ontology annotation, biological process: mRNA splicing, via spliceosome. The record is from RefSeq and is a predicted model, not a curated record.